AUAGACAGAGAGGCCGUGUUUGGCAACUGCUACGUUUCCUCCUUUUAUUCAGUUGGAACAAGAGACAAGUCUGGAAAGUUCGGGGGGAGAGGACACAGAGGAUGCCGGCGUUCGGACAUGAAACGACGUGUAAUAAAAAUUGUCAUAUAUUGCGAUCUGAGUUAAGACAAAUCCGGUUCCGCUGGUGUUUCAUUUGUCUUCGUUGUAACUGGGACGAGGCAUCCAUGGACUGUUAGAUAUCUUGAUGUUGAGCCCAAAUUUGGUCCAACCCAAAAACUUGUAUCUUGGCCUUGGGCCCGUGGGUAGUCAGCUUACGUCUGUAAACGCAUCGUUUCUUCUUGUUUACCCUCAAGCCAAUCCGAAACGUGGCGUAAUUGAGCUGCGAGUUUUCUCUCACGCAGAGCGCCAGGGAGGCCGCGGGACGCAAUUCUAGCUCUAAGUCGAAGCUUGGGCUACUGUUUCCAAACUUUGGGAAUCCUUGAGCGUCAGAUGGUACUGACUUGAGCUAUUGCAAAAACAGGGAUUCUUUAGUUGCUGCUCAAAAACAGUCAAGCAAAGAUGCCAGCGUUAGCUUCAACAAGGUUGCUUCUAUUUUUUGGAGAAUCUUUACCCUUCCAUAGGUUCCCUAGUGUGUCUAGGAAAGUUUGGCGCCAGCCUAGUCUACGUUUCGUGAGUCAGGUUAAUCAUAAUAAUGGGCCUCUCACUCUUGCCAGCCUUGGUUUCAAGAGUGAGUUUGAAGAAACAAACAAGAAUAAAGGAAAUAAAAUGGAGAGGCUCAGUGUUUCUAAUGAAGCACCCAAAACUAAGGUGAGCGUGGUUGGAAGCAACAGUAUAAAAGGAGGUAAAGUGGUUGGGGUGAAAAAUUCACUAGAAAUUGAGUCAGCGCCUUUUGCUGCACAGUCAUUUUCGGAGCUUGGCCUCCCACCUUUGUUACUAGAGAGAUUAGAGACUGCAGGCUUCACGGUUCCGACUGAUGUUCAGUCUGCAGCAGUUCCAACAGUUCUCAAGGGUCAUGAUGUUGUGAUUCAGUCUUACACGGGCUCAGGAAAAACAUUGGCGUAUCUCCUUCCCAUACUGUCUGAAGUAGGCCCUCUGAAAAAGAAAUCUCCUAAUGGCAAGGGUGAAUCUGGGAAGAAAAGAGAGAUUGAAGCAGUUAUUGUGGCUCCCUCUAGAGAACUGGGGAUGCAAAUUGUUAGGGAGUUUGAAAAGCUUCUAGGUCCUGCAGACAAGAGAGUUGUUCAGCAACUUGUAGGAGGUGCAAACCGAUCAAGACAGGAAGAAGCUUUAAAGAAAAACAAGCCAGCUAUUGUUGUCGGCACCCCUGGCCGAAUUGCUGAGAUCAGUGCAGCUGGGAAGCUUCACACUCAUGGCUGUCGCUUCUUGGUUUUAGAUGAAGUUGAUGAGCUCCUUUCAUUUAAUUUCCGGGAGGAUAUGCACCGGAUAUUGGAACAUGUGGGUAGGAGAUCAGGUGCUGACCCCCGUGGCUCACUUGCUAAGUGGGCUGAGCGUCUGACCAUUAUGGUGUCUGCUACAGUUCCAUAUUCAGUUAUAAGGGCAGCUAGGAGCUGGGGACACGACCCACUUCUUGUUCAAGCGAAAAAAGUCUUGCCACUUGACUCUGUUUCUCCCUCUGGACCUGUUAAUCUCUCAAGGCCUACAUCCAGUUCAGACUCAAGUUCAAAUAUGCAGACUCAAGCUGCAUCACAAAGCCUACCACCUGCUUUGAAACACUACCAUUGUGUCACAAAAUUACAACACAAGGUUGACACAUUGAGAAGAUGUGUUCAUGCACUUGAUUCCAAGUCAGUGAUAGCUUUCAUGAACCAUACAAAGCAGCUAAAAGAUGCUGUCUUCAAGCUAGAGGCUCGUGGGAUGAAAGCUGCAGAGCUGCAUGGUGACCUUGGAAAGCUUGUGAGGUCAACAACAUUGAAAAAAUUUAAGCAUGGGGAAGUGAGAGUUCUGGUGACAAAUGAACUUUCAGCAAGGGGUUUGGAUGUGGCAGAAUGUGACCUUGUGGUUAAUCUGGACUUACCCACUGACUCUAUCCACUAUGCACACCGAGCUGGUCGAACGGGUCGGCUUGGCAGGAAAGGUACCGUGGUAACCAUCUGUGAGGAGCCAGAAGUGUUUGUUGUGAAGAAGCUCCAGAAGCAGCUUGGGGUUCCCAUUCCAGCUUGUGAGUUCACGGAAGGCAAACUUCAUGUCAUUGAAGCAGAGAAAACUUUAGGGGCUGCAAGGUGAUACAUGCUCGUUUUUUCCAGUAUCAUAUUUGGAAAUAAAAAAUCAACCCAGACCUUUCUCCUGCUUCUGUUUACAUCGCUUAUAAUAUACCAGAAGUUUGUAUCGUGGUCUAGUGAACUUUAUUCCCAUAUUUUUUAAAGCUUUUGGGGUGGGGGGAAGGCUAUGCAUAUAUCAUCCUUUUCUACCAACUUUACCAACACCCUGUGUUUAGUUCAGUUGUACACUUAUUGUUUCGACUAUUUCUGUACAGAGUGCUUUCAGUAACUGAUCUGAACUAUUUAAUCAAGGGUGAAUGCAAAAACAUGGAGUGACAAUAGCAGCAAGAAACAGGAUGCGUUCACCAGAAAAAGAGAAAUUAGAUCCCUUUUCCAGUGGCAAACAGUCUAGCUUUCCUCAUGUUAUAUUUUGACAUCUGAGUUUUGCUAACAUAGACUUAAACUUUCAGUCACAUUACAAGCCCCCAGAUUACAUCUCAAACUGGAUGUCUGAAGGAUAUCGUAAAUACGGCAGUAUGCCGUUUUAAUUUAUUAAUACUGUGUAUUGAAACAGUUAUUUGUGGAUGGAAGCAUGACAACAGUAACAUACACCAGCC
Theobroma umbraticum is the source of this 2833-nucleotide messenger RNA. Its product is annotated as P-loop containing nucleoside triphosphate hydrolases superfamily protein. Lineage: Eukaryota; Viridiplantae; Streptophyta; Magnoliopsida; Malvales; Malvaceae. The record is from RefSeq and is a predicted model, not a curated record. Gene Ontology annotation, molecular function: RNA binding; RNA helicase activity; ATP binding.